Molecule: messenger RNA, 891 nt
Organism: Oryza brachyantha (malo sina)
Lineage: Eukaryota; Viridiplantae; Streptophyta; Magnoliopsida; Poales; Poaceae
Product: ADP-ribosylation factor 1-like
Exons: 7
Coding region: 120-665 (181 amino acids)
Biological process (GO): vesicle-mediated transport; intracellular protein transport
Cellular component (GO): cytoplasm
Molecular function (GO): GTPase activity; GTP binding
Source: RefSeq, a predicted model, not a curated record
GAGCCUCCUCAACCCACCGCGCCUCUCGCUCCCCCUACCUCCGCUUCCUCCCUCCACCCUCCCCUCCGGCACCGGCGCCGGCGAGCCCACCCCCGAUCAGGCGAAGGCGAUCGGAAGAGAUGGGGCUCACGUUCACCAAGCUGUUCAGCCGGCUCUUCGCCAAGAAGGAGAUGCGGAUCCUGAUGGUGGGGCUCGACGCCGCCGGAAAGACCACCAUCCUCUACAAGCUCAAGCUGGGGGAGAUCGUCACCACCAUCCCUACCAUCGGAUUCAAUGUUGAAACUGUGGAGUACAAGAACAUCAGCUUCACUGUUUGGGAUGUGGGGGGUCAGGACAAGAUCAGACCUCUGUGGAGGCAUUAUUUCCAGAACACCCAGGGUCUCAUCUUUGUUGUGGACAGCAAUGAUAGGGACCGUGUUGUUGAAGCCAGGGAUGAGCUUCACAGGAUGCUGAAUGAGGAUGAGUUACGUGAUGCUGUGCUGCUUGUCUUCGCUAACAAGCAAGAUCUGCCAAAUGCUAUGAAUGCUGCUGAGAUCACUGAUAAGCUUGGACUGCACUCCCUUCGCCAGCGACACUGGUACAUCCAGAGCACCUGUGCUACAACAGGUGAGGGAUUGUAUGAGGGCCUGGACUGGCUGUCCAGCAACAUUGCCAGCAAGGCCUAAAUUUUAACAAGAGUUGCAUAAGCUAGGGGGAGCUUUGGAUGGAACAAUGGGUAUUUAGGGCCGUGGUUGCUAUUCCCAGUAUGUAAGGUGUAACUCCGAGCUCAAUAGUUAUUGAGCUUUGGUUAUGAUUUCACGUUUAAAUGGUUUACUGUACUUUGAGCCUUAAAUAUGUUUCUGAAUCAAACAGCUAUUAAAUUGAGUUCUUGAAUUAUUUGUGGUUUGGAUG